AAAAUCCAAGCCCUUGCUACCGGUUAAAUAUUACCUAAGAACGGGAGCAUAUGUUCGAACUCUUCUCAUGAAAUUAUAGCAGUGACAGAAUUUUUUAUUAAGCAUAUUGUUCAUAUGUACCCUCUGCAUGGUGUUAAGCUUGUUGAUAGUUCACUGGUUGCUUUGACUACGCGUGUUGAAAACAGAAGCCAAUGGGCACCGCUUGUGUUAGAUUUCAUGAGAGGGGGAAUUGAUGGAGAAAGGAUCAUGCAGGUAGAGAUCUUGCGUGGGGCACACAUAGACCUCAUCCCGAGCACCAUUUUUGGCAAUGACAAUGAAGACAAUCCUGUUUUUGUGUAUGCUCAUACUGAUGGAAUGGACACACAAUUAUGGACUCCUAUACCCCCAAACAUGAUCAAGUAUAAUGCUAAGGUUUUUCUGGGAUUUGUGAGAUUUCGCGAGCCAAUUGAAACUGCAUUUUUUGGUGGAUCUAAGUUAGGAAGGCUCAGGGCUGUUGUUAAGGUGAAAAAUGCUAUGAAGAAGGCGAUGAAUAAAAUUAUGGGUAUAAACUGAUGAGGAGAUUUCAUUUCUCAUCCAAACCAUCAGAAGAAAUUAUAUAUGGCAUGUAUAAACAGGAGAUUUCAUAUUUCAUCCAAACAGUCAGAAUAAUUUAUAUAUGCCAUGUAUAAACACUUUCUUUCUAUUGUUAGACUUUCUGGAUACAUGCUGUUCUUGGCUCUUCGCUGUUUGACAUACUUAUGACAUCAAGUAGUAAUUUGAUUCUUACUUUUCCUUUUGGAUUCUUGAAUUGAUGUUGGGAUUUAAUGUUUGUUUUCAAGGGGAAAAGUAUGAAGUGGUAUUGGUUGCUUCUUCUUUUCUUAGUUUUGGAAGUCUUUUUUGUUAUGUUCAAUUGGAUUUUGUGGGGUUUGAGUUGAAGAAAUGGACCUUCUAAAC
Molecule: messenger RNA, 933 nt
Organism: Rubroshorea leprosula
Lineage: Eukaryota; Viridiplantae; Streptophyta; Magnoliopsida; Malvales; Dipterocarpaceae
Source: the annotation of a GenBank genome assembly